Messenger RNA from Elephantulus edwardii (Cape elephant shrew), 3240 nucleotides. Its product is annotated as nascent polypeptide-associated complex subunit alpha, muscle-specific form-like. The transcript has 3 exons. The coding region runs from base 1 to 3240 and encodes 1079 amino acids. The record is from RefSeq and is a predicted model, not a curated record. Lineage: Eukaryota; Metazoa; Chordata; Mammalia; Macroscelidea; Macroscelididae.
AUGAAUCCCUGUGCAAACCCAGAUCCUACUACUCUGCACCUCAAAAGCUCUCCCACUACCCCAACAUUAUCUUCCACCUGCAUUUCAAAUAAGAUGGAUCCUGCUACCCCUGCUGGGAUGGCUCUUGUAACUGCUAAAGAGGCCUCAGCAGCACCAUCUCCUAAGGAAGGACCUACUGUCCCACCUUUGACUCCUCCCUUCUCCAAACCAACACCAUCCCCCAAAGGGGACCCCACAACCUUACCUGUGAACCCUCCCUUUAUCAGAGAGGCCUUACCAGCCCCACCCAAAAAAAAGAGCUCUACUCCUUCAGGUGUGGUUCCUCCCUCUUCCAAAGAGACCCCAGCAGCAGUAUCCCCCAAAGAAGGACCCACUACCCCACCUGGGACCCCUCCCUCUGUCAAAGAGGCCUUAUCAGCCCCAACCCCAAAAAAGAGCUCUACUCCUUCAGAUGUGGUUCCUCCCUCUUCCAAAGAGGCUCCAGCAGCACCAUCCCCCAAAGGGGGCCCCAGUGGCCCAUCUGUAUCCCCUCCCUCUUCCAAAGAUGACCCCAUUAUCCCAUCUGUGGCUGCUCCUUCCCAAAAGGCCCCAGCAGUACCACCCCCCAAGGGGGGCUCCAGUGCCCCACCUGUGACCUCUCCUUCCAAAGAUGCCCCAGCAGCACCAUCCCCAAAAGGGGGCCCCAGUGCCCCACCUGUGACUCCUCCCUCUGCCAAAGGUGCCCCAGCAGUACCAUCCCCCAAGGGGGGCUCCAGUGCCCCACAUGUGGCCUCUCCUUCCAAAGAGGCCCCAGCAACACCAUCCCCCAAAGGGAGCCCUAUUGCCCCAUCUGUACCCCCUCCCUCUUCCAAAGGUGACCCCAUUAUCCCAUCUGUGGCUGCUCCUUCCCAAAAGGCCCCAGCAAUACCAUCCCCCAAAGGAGGAUCCAGUGCCCCACCUGUGACCCCUCCUUCCAAAGAAGCCCCAACUGCACCAUCCCCCAAAGGGGGCCCCAGUGCCCCACCUGUGACCUCUCCUUCCAAAGAUGCCCCACCAGCACCAUCCCCCAAAGGGGGCCCCAGGGGCCCCAGUGCCCCACCUGUGACCUCUCCUUCCAAAGAUGCCCCACCAGCACCAUCCCCCAAAGGGGGCCCCAGUGCCCCACCUGUGACUCCUCCCUCUGCCAAAGGCACCCCAGCAGUACCAUCUCCCAAGGGGGGCUCCAGUGCCCCACAUGUGGCCUCUCCUUCCAAAGUUGCCCCAGCAGCACCAUCCCCCAAGGGGGCCCCCAGGGCCCCAUCAGUGACCUCUCCUUCCAAAGAUGCCCCAGCAGCACCAUCCCCCAAAGGGGGUCCUACUUCCCCACCUGUGACUCCUCCCUCUGCCAAGGGGGUCCCCAGUGCUCCAACAGUGACCUCUCCUUCCAAAGAGGGCCCCAGUGCCCCACCUGUGACUCCUUCCUCUGUCAAAGAGGCCCCAAAAGCCCCACUCCACAAAAAGAAAUCAACUCUUUCAGGUGUGGUUCCUCCCUCUUCCAAAGAGGCCCCAUCAACACCACCCCCUAACAACCCUGUUAUCCCACCUGUGACCUUUACUUCCAAAGAGACACCUGGAGCACCACCCCAAAAAAAGAGCCCUACUCCUUCAGUUGUGGUUCCUCCCUCUUCCAAAGGGAUCCCUGCAGCUCCAUCCUCCAAGGGAAAACCCACUUCCCAACCUGUGACUGCUCUUUCUACCAAAGAGGCACCAGAAGCACCAUCCCCCCAAAAAAGUUCUACUCCUGUUGUAGUUCCUUCCUCUUCAAAAGAGGCUCCAGUAGCAGCAUCCCUCAAGGGGAGAUCUGCUCCCCCACCUGUGACUCCUCCCUCUUCCAAAGGCACCCCUGCAGCACCAUCCCCCAAGGGGAAACCAACUCCCCCACCUGUGACUCCUGCUGUCAAAGAGGCCCCAGCAGCACCAUCCUCCAAAAGUUGCCCUACUACCCCAUCUGUGGCUCUUCCCUCUUCCAGAGAGGCCCUAGCAGCAGCACCCUCCAAAGUGGGUCCCACUGCCCAACCUGUAGCUAUUCUCUCUGCCAAAGAGGCCCCAGGAGCAUCAUCCUCCAAGAAGGCUCACAUUGUUCUACCUGUGGCUCCUCCCUCUUCCAAAGGAGUAUUAUCAUCACCAUCCCCUAAGGGGGACCUCAGUGCCCCAUAUGUUACUCCUUCCUCUUCUCAAGAGGCCUCAGCAGCACCAUCCCCCCAAAGUGGCCCUACUACCCCACCUGUGGCUUUUCCCUCUUCCAAAGAGGCUCCAGCAGCUCCAUCCCCCAAAGGAGAGCCCACUAACUCACCUAUAACUCUUCCCUCUGCAAAGGGUGGUCCCAUUGCUCCACCUGUGACUCCUCCCUCUUCUAAAGAGACUCCAACAAGCCUGUCCACCAAAAGUCUUCCAACUUCAGUCACCUGUCCCUUGGAAGUCAUUGCACCUAAAGCAUCUAAAGAACUCUCAACAAAGAAAGGCCAUGUAGCUUUCAAAGAAAUAAUUGCCCCCUCUGCAGAAAGUACAUCACUCGUCACACCUACUCGGAAAGGUCCAUCAGCCAAGAAGGGUCCCACUCCUUCACCUUCAGUAUGCUCAGAUUCCUCUGCUAAACCUGAUACUAAAGAGUCACUUCCUGAAGUAACUCCAACCCCUCUACUGAAGGGCUCCAAUCAGAAAGGCUCUUCUACAAAGACUCCCAACACUCUCCCAGUUUCUCCCAUGAAAGGCAAAGAUUCUGUUCAUGCGCCAAAGGUCCCCUUGGCUUCUGAGCAUAAAGCAUCUACCCCUCUAGCAGUGGCUACUUCUGAAAAGGUCCUUCCUCAAACUGGAUCAGCAUCUGUCUCUUCAGCACCUACCCCACCAGUCUCUCUGCCUCUUGCUCCCUCCCUAGUUCCCCCUCUGCUUCCUAAACAGCCGUUUCUGCCGUCCUCACCUGGUCUAGUGCUGGAAUCACCCCAUAAGCCUCCAGCCCCUUCUGAUGAGGAUGAGCUGCCGCCUCUGAUUCCCCCGGAACCAAUCUCUGGGGGCGUGCCUUUCCAGCCGGUCCUGGUCAACAUGCCCACCCCUAAAUCUACUGGGAUCCCUGCCCCACCCCCCUCUGCCAAGCAACCUGUUCUGAAGAACAACAAGGGUAUUUGCCUUGGUUUGCUGUGUGCAUGGUGUGUUGCCCACACCCCUCUUGGGGGCUACCCACCAAUACUAACCCUAGGGUGCGCUUUCUCCAGUGUAUCUGUUUAG